Amoebophrya sp. A120 is the source of this 10870-nucleotide messenger RNA. NCBI's taxonomy places the organism in Eukaryota, Dinophyceae, Syndiniales, Amoebophryaceae. The record is from the annotation of a GenBank genome assembly.
UCCAGGACGAGCUGCUAGGAAUAAGGAUUCGAGUCGCAUUGUAAAACGAAACUCGUCUCGUAGAAAGAUGCUAUUGAGGCGAAAAUGUUGUGUCCGGAUAAUUUUCAGUACAAAGCCACGAAGAUAAAGUUGUAAAAAGUAUAUGACGGAGUCGGAGAGGCCCUGACUGUUUUCUGAUUCUGACCAAGGGAGUAGGGUAAGCAUGUAGCUACCUUCACAUGGCGACAAUGAAAGCGCAGCGCUCGCAGAGGACGAUGAAGAAGCUGAAGCUCCCCCUGCUUCGGAGGCUCUACUAGUGUACUUAGAAGAGAUACUUCUUGUCUCCACUCGUCCGCCGGUCCUAAAAAGCGCUUCCUCCCACUGAUUUUCUGGACGACACAGCCACUCGCGUCUACUUCUGCAACUAGUACAACUGGCCGCAACGAGAAUGACCGGCUACCAGCGCGGCCACCCGCACAGCGCCAGCCUGGGCAGCGGCGGCGGCACGAACGUGGGCUCCUUCUCCCAGCUUCUGGGGGACCAGGGCAUGGAGAACUACGACAAGGAUGUCCGAUUCAUGGCGGCCAGUGAUCUGACGCAACAAAUCACGACCCAGCAGAAUCAGCCGUUGGAGGUUAACAUGCAAAAGAGAAUUUCCAACGCGUUUCUUCACCAGUUGGAAGAUGCAAGCAUUGAGGUGCAGGGCAACGCUGUCAAGUGCCUGGCGAAGAUCGUGUGCAAGUUCCAGGAGCCUCUGAUCGGCGAAGCGGCCGGGCGCCUGGCGCACCUGGUUUUGGAGGGAAACGAGAAGGUGCGCGACAUCUACGCCACCUGCCUGAAGGGCCUAUUACUGGAGCUGAAUCCACAGACCUCGGGGCAGGUGGUCUGCCAGAACGUGCUGCCCAGGAUGUUGUCCGGCAUUUUGUAUAAGAGUGCACAACACCCGCCUCGCGUCCAACUCAUUUGUAUGGGAUAACGAUAAACAUUUAUUUUCAGGAAAGCAGAUGCAGAAACAGCAGCACACAUGGAGCAUGUGCGCGACAUCAAGUUCAUGCGCCGAGUUUCAUGCUACUUUUUCGGGUGAUUCAGAAAUUUGUCAUCCAUUUUAGAGUGACGCAAGGGUGGGAACAGUUUAGUGUUUUGCAUGACAAAUGACGACGAAGGGGAACAAUUGUGCACUCCAAUACUUGGUCGGCGAACUUCAAGGCAGAGGUGAAGGAGGAAUGCUUGGACGUGCUAUGUGAGGUAAAGGAAUAUCAUACGUUUUUUUGCGACAUAGAAGAUAGCGAUGCUCCAUUGGAUUAAAGUACGUAUUUAGAACUCACAGCAAGCCUUGAAUAGCGAAGAAAAACCAAAAUCCACUUAAUUGCUCCACGAGGUUCUCCGUCGGUUCGGCGACAGCAGCCGGGUGCACGCGGAAAAGAUGACCCCCGGUUUGCUGAACUUGUUGCAAUCCCCCGUGACGAAGCUUUCCAUCCGGAAGAAGUGCGCCCAGUGCUUCGGGAUCCUCUCCACCGUUUUGCUCGAGAACCAGCUGGAAGCGCUGCUGAUCACGUUCCUGAACCUGACGAAGCCCAAGCCGGACAACGGCAACGGCGGGAGCAGCCAAACGCCAGAGUCGCUGCUGGCCGACCGCAUGCUGUGCUUGCAGUCGAUCGCCGCGAUCGGGAAAAAUGCGUGCAACCCGCGGGUGUUUGCGCGCCACAUCCCGGAGAUCAUCCCCCUGUUUCUCCAAAUCUGCCGGGAAAACACGAUUAACCUGAACCACGACCACUCCUCCUCCAGCAGUCAAUUGUCCGCCAAGCACAGCACCGAGAUCGUGGAGAACUGUCUGCUGACGUUUCAGGCGUUUUGCUCCUGGAAUAAUGGCUCCGGGAUGAAAGAAAUGGCGGAGCCGGAGUUUUUCGAACCAAUACUUGAACUCGUUUUGGAUCUCAUCGCCUACGUAACACUCGCAAAUUACAGCUGUCUGCUGGGACGAGAUCUCCUGAAAGAUGAAUCAUGCACAGCUGGAAUUCUUUUUCCGCAUUUGCAUUUCGUGUGAUCGCGAUGAAGAAAGUCUGUAUUGAUAUAAUGUCAGAUAUUUCAUCAUGAGCGCCGCACCGACGAGUGCGGCAUGUUGCAAAAAUUUCUCAUCUGACUGGUGGUACUUGUGCAUCAUCGUGUAUUUUUGUUUCUCUGAAAAAGAUGAUAACAUGACUGCUCGGCCGGUAGUACUUACUUACAAUAUAAGCGGGUGGUGUCGACAGCAUUAAAUACACGUUUCAGACAGGAGAUUGACCCAGACGGCGAUUUGCAGUGGAUAAGACGACCCCAAUUACUACGGUGGCGGUGACGAGGACGAAGAUAUGGGCGGCAGCGGAGGGGACUCCGAUUACAGUGAUCAGAGCGAGUAUGGAUGUGUCAGGUUUGAAAUCGUCAAAGUUGAAAUAGUUUGCCAUGCAUAAAACGGAUACCAGUUAGACCUGCAGUCUGUAGUCGGUGCAUGACAAAUUUUCCCGGUCCUGGAAGCGAGUCUGUCAUGCGGUUUAGGGCAAAAGAGCUGCCUCCUGUCAUGGUAGUUAGCAGUCCAACUUUUGACCCUUACCAGGUCUAUAAUCUGCCUCCCGUGGGUCCUCUGCAAUAGAGUCACUUUUUGUGUCGCAUUUUAUGCAUUACAAAUUAUUUCAACUUUGACGAUUUCAACUCUGACGCUCCCAUAGCGAGUACGACUCCGACGAGGAAGACGACCAGGAGUCCUGGUAUAACCUGCUCAGGUGUUACAAUCUCAACCGUUACAAUGCUGGAGUCUGGAAUUUGUGUUGCAAAAUGCGCAACAUCUGGCCUGCUCCCACAGGAUUGCGCAUGACAAGUUUCGGACCCCCAAACCGCACUAGAAUCUGUGGAAAUUUGUGUUGCAGAAAGUGGAAUGCUCUGGGAUUCUGUCAUGCUCAUCACGCAAGACAAAUUCCAGAUUCUAUUGUAACGUUUCAGAUUGUAACACCUGAGCGGGUUAUACCUGGAAGGUGCGACGAGCAGCCUUCAAACUCGCGACGGCGAUGAUUACAGGGCUGCCGUUCUAUCCCCGGUAAGAGCCUCGCCCAGGUUGAGCAAUAUUAUUGCAAUUAUACUGGGUGCUGACAGUGACAGAUCCAUGUGAUUUACAUUUACGAGGCAAUAAGUCUGUCAGCAUUUUGAAUACAUCCUUGGAUGCCGAGCAAUGCAAAUUUUUUCUGUUGCGAGCUUUACUACAAUAGGAGGCUUUUGCAAUGCAUAGUUCCAAACUGGAGACCAUCCUGGAGAAGUUCGCCAACCCCUGCAUCCAGCGCUUUACGAACGAGCGGGACGCAAACGUGAAACUGGACGCCUUCUGCACCAUUGAAUGCCUCGCAAAAGUUAUCAGAGGAGGAAACUGUUUUACUGUUUCAUUGUCGACUGGAGAUUUUGCAUGAAUCGAGAAAAUAGAAAGUUGUUGCCUGCUACACAUGCAAGAUGGUAGUUUGGUUUCGAGCAGCUGUGAUGUUAUUCCUUGUGGAAAAUUGUUUUUUGCGUUGCAACUUCGAUCGUAUGCAGUGAAACACGUAGUUUUUCGUAAGGAUGAAAGUGACCUGCUCCUUUCACCAGUCGGGCGGCGCGGUGUCCGGUGGUUUGCGGGGCGGCGCCAGCACUAUUGGGACGAGGCAGCCGACGAAUGAAAGCACUUUUCUUUCGGGAUUGCACCCCGAGAUGGCCGGAGCGAUGAACAAUAUGCUGGUACAGCUACCAGGAAAUUUCUUGCCGCCGUCGAGAACUCCGACCGGGCAGUCGAGCGACGGGGGUGGAGCACCGGCAAGUUCUACUUCCGGUGGCGGUACUAACAGCACUACAACCCCCGGAGCGAUGAAGCGGACGGCCUCGGCGAUAAAAACCGAGUCGCUGCAGAAAUUCGUCGGCUUGAUUCCCAAAACCCUGGUGCCAGCCCUGGCGAAGCAGUUGAAUGGCAAGUCGAAGCAGGGUGCUUUUCAGUUGUUGAAGACGCUGUCGCAACUGCUCCCCACGCAACUGGAGCAGCCGCUGCUCGCGAACAGCAAUUCGAGUAUCACCGCGAACUUUCUGUCCGGGCUGACCCCGGCGACGUCCGACAGUAUUUCUGUGCAGAUUUUGCUGGACACCCUGAUCAUUUUGAAAAACCUGAUCAGUCACUACGUAGACGCCGCGGUGUAUUUGAAACUGUCCUCGGACAUCCUUUAUGCUUUGCAAAAGUACUUACUAAAAUAACUGCACAUGAUGUUGACGGAUCCCAUUGUUAAGCAACAGUAGCAUAUGUUACAAUUUGGGCUUUUAUUCAUCUACAGCAACUUGGGCAAAUUGAAAUUUGUCGUGCAAUAACUAACUAGUACGGUUCUUUUGCAAUGCAUGGCCUCCCGAAGCUGUUCAAACUGAUCAGCGCCAACGAGCGAUCGAAGCAGGAAUACCGGGGGUACAAGGCGGUUGCGGAAGCGCUGCGCGUGGUCUCCGUCUACCUCUACCCGUUGUUGCUGAGCAAUCUCACGAAGAGCGGCAACGACCAGAGUGGGGAUGCGAUUAUGGGCGACAGCGACUCACUGGCGAAGUCCCGCACGAUAAUACAGCCUUUGUUUCCGAUCUUGCAAGAGAAGCUCCAGAAAACCGAUUUGGACCAGGACGUGAAGGAAGCGAGUUUAGACUGUUUCGCGCACGCCCUGGCCUGCACGGGGGACAGCUUUCUGGAAGAAGCUGGGAAAUGCUUGCCUGCGUUUGGUAUAGCAUUACAGAAGAGCUAUUUUUAUUUGCAUAGCGCCGCUCUUGCGCUUUAUUUUGUGCGCGGCUUGUGGUCGUCAUCUUGGAAUGCAACGUCGGUCCACCUACGCAAGCUGUCAUGCUUGGCGGAUGCACUUGGACUUGUUCUUGACUUAAGAUGAAAGAAAGUACUAGAAGGUAGCGCAUCUAAGUAAAAAAUCACACAGUGGAAAGAAUGCGGAACGAGCUGACCCGCAUGCGCGCGAUGCUCGCACUGAAGGUGAUCUGCAGUUCGCACCUGGAGGUAACGGUUUCCGAGGACUUGCUCCACCAGAUGUGCACGUUCCUGGUGAACUACCUGGCGCAAAACCAGCGGGCGAUCCGGCAGCAGGCACUGGACUGUCUGGGGGCGUUGUUAUCAAAUGUAAAAAUGUCUGGGUCUGGAAGAAUGCAACUUGUGAUGCUGCGUUUCGAUGUCUAAAAAAUUUGUGUUGCAUGAGCAGCAAAAGGAAUCUAAUUUUUGCUACGCGGAGAGGGCAUUUGUCAUGCGGAAUGGGCAUCAAGAAUCCCUCAGAAAACCUGUGAUGCUAGGGCAUGCAUUACAGGCAUCAUGGGUCAUGAGAAAUAUGCAUGACAAAUCUUGCAUUCUUCCAGACCCAGACAUUUUUACAUUUGAUAGUUGUUGCGGAAAUACAAAAACCUGCCAGAGAAAACGCAGCUGCUCUGCGUCUCGGCCACCUCGGCGUUCUUCACGGACACGGACCUGUAUCGUCGAAACAGAUUACUUAUCAACGAGUUGAUGAUUUUCGCAUAUUCACAAUAGAAUCGCAUUUUUUUCUGGACUUGAAACAGCCGAGCAUCUCUCUCCCAGAACUUUUCUGCUGCGCGGAUUAGGUUUUUUUCAAAUUGUAUAUGUAUGAUCUCUAGUGCACGGCGGUUAUUGUCGUUUCAUUUGGUCUGCUAUUGCUGACUCUGACAUCGAGCGUCACAAAUAUCAAUUCAAAUUUGUGCCCUAGGUACCUUACCGAUCUUGCCGUUCAAGUGGUCAUAAACUCGCUGAAUUCCACCACCGGCGGGUCCGUUGCGGUUUCCGAAGUCAUCGCGCAAAAAUGCCUCCCGAAUAUUCUGAACUGCACCCGUUCUCCCCUGCUGCAGGGCGGGGCGCUGGUGUCCAUCCUGACCUUUCUGAACACAAUUUCUUACCAGGAAGAGGAGGUCGGCACCAACGGGCAGCCGGCGAAAAAGACGAAGUUGACCGGCGUGACGUCGAGUGCGGCAAACAGCAACAGCAGUCCUGUGGGCUCCAUGCUCUGUCUGUACACAAACAGCACUACUCAACAGGCCAGUCACAGCAACUCUGUGUACCGACAACUCACCCUGGUGGAGCCGGUGAUCGAGCGGGCGCCCACCACACAGGCGGCGCGAAACACGAUCGCCAAUCUGGCGAAGUGCGUCGCGGCUCUGGCCAUCGUGUCCCCGCAUUUGCACGAAAUCGUGCUGGAGAACUGUGCGAAUUUGACGGAGAUCGGGUCCACCUCCGCGGACCACCAAACCGCGGACGAGGUGACGAAGUUUCAAACCGAGCUGGCCCUGCUUUCCCUCGGGGAAAUUGGCAAGCACGUCGACUUGACCACGAUCGCGAACAACCAGAGCCAGCAGGGCUGCAAAAUGAGCAUUCAGGAGCUGCUGCUGUCCUUCCUCAACUCGGAGGACGACGAGAUCACGCACGCGGCGGCUCUGACGCUGGGCUACAGUUGCAUGGGCGGCCAGUCGACGUUCCUGACCCUGCUGGUCGACUGCAUCAUUCGGGAAACGGAGAACUUGAGCAGCAGCUCCGUCGUGUCCGCCACCACGAGGAAAAAGCAGUACCUGCUUUUGACCGGCUUUCGCGAGGUCAUCUCCAUGGAGUGCGAGAACAGCAACGUGGUGGGGGCUGCAGUAGGUGUGCACCCGUCGUCGAAUGUUAUCCAGGAAAAAAACUGUGUAAGUGUAAGUUUCUUUGAGGUUUAGCAUCACAAGUUUGCUCUGCAUGACACAGAAAACCUGUCAUGCGUAGCUAGUAAGGGAAAACAGGCACGAAAAUUGCCUCUGAUGCAUGUCCAGCAUGACAAGUGUAUACAGUUUUGCAUUUUCUGCAACACAAAGUUACACUUACACAGUUUUUUUCUUGGAUAAAUGUUGCUGGUGGUGUAGUGUCAUCAGCCAAUAAUUCCGCACCGAACAUCACCUCCUCUACUUCAUCUUCGUCCAAGAUUGUGGAGUUGCUGCAAGAAAACGACGGGUUCCUGAGGAAGAAGAUUUGCGCCAUCCUCGAGAACUCGUUAGCGAAAUCCACCGAGGAGGGGGUCCGCGUGAUAGCUGCGGAAUGUCUCGGGUUCUUGAUUCAUCUACUUGACCACAGUUCAACAUCUAGUGCAGGAGGCGCUGUGGGGGACCAACUUGUCUUAGCCACCGUCCUGCGGAUGAUGGGCAAUGGAGAGUGCGCGAAAACCCGCGCCUGCGCCGUUUCGGCCGUGCGGUACGCGCACAGCAAGAGACAAACGGUGCAGCUUUCGAACAACCAGCAGCAAGUUGAAGCCGCGAACAACCAGCAGCCGAUAUUGAGAGGAAAAAUCCCCCCUCCCCAUAUCGAAAAGGUAUGUUUCCGAAAAUUUGUGUUGCUGAUUUGAGGUCACAAAUCACAUCUCUCAUGCAAGAAGACAAGGGCAGAAGCUUCCGCCCCAUUAUGGAAGCGAUUUGUCAUGCUGUUGGGCCUAAAGGUCAGCCGUUUGCCAUGCUGAGCAACUAGGCCCAUACGUCCCUACCUAGCCUGGGGAUCUGGCCGCAAAGCCUCUCUGCAAUACAAAGCUGACUCGUGUACGCAAAUCCAGCAUCAGAAAUUCCGUUUUGAUAUGGGGAGGGGGGAUGUUUCCUUUCGAUAGCCGAAAAAGCAGUUGAUGCAGCCGUUCAUCAACGCCUUGGAGGAUCCGGACGUGUUGCACGUGCGAAAAGCGGUAUUGCAGUCGAUUUCCGCGAUUCUGCACAGCAAUCCGGUCUGCCUGAGCCCGAACGUUAUCGACUACGUCGCGCGCCGGUGCAACGACGAGGGAAAGGUGAAGCUGGAAUUCAUCCGGGAAGUGGAUCUCGGGCCGUUCAAACACAAGGUGGACGACGGCAUUCCGGUCCGGAAAAGCGCGUUCGUCGUGCUGCUGGACCUCUUGCAGACCUUUCCGCAGGAGGUACGACGGUUUUAUACGUGCUGAUGCCAUUUAGAAGGAUUUUUACCUCCGAUGUGCUGCAUUCAUUUUUGCAUGAGAAAUAUCGGUUCGUUACCUUAACAUAAACAUUCCACCAGCUGAUACUAAUCGGGAUUGGCAUGGCAAAAUUAACCAAGUAGAGGCACGGUGCGCCGCUUAUGAAAUCAAAUUAUCAAACUCUAUCAGAUGGUCCCGAUGGCGGAGGAAGGACAAAUUUUGGAGCUGCUCGCUAACGGCUUUCAAGACUCUGUUAUGGAAUGAAGGAAGCCUUUGUGUUUGUGCUGCUUCUAAGCUACAUGCGUUGUAUGCCUAUUGCACUGAUCUGGUAACCAAAUGCGUGCGCGCGCGCGCGCAGAGCGCGCGCCGGCCCACGAAGCCGGCGCGCGCGCUCUGCGCGCUUGCGAUAUUGCUUUAGCAAACGCAGCGCGAAGGCAGUUGCCGUUACCAUAUAGGGCAACCGCCGGGAGGCGUGAAGGUCCGGGAAAUGGCCAGAAAUGAAGCGGGAGAAGGGAAAAAAAGCGGACCAGAUGGGAAAAUGGGCAGGAGGUCAAAAAUGUCGCAAAAACGGCAGAAACCAAGCGGGAGGAGGUGGAAAAAGAGCAUUUUUGCAGUCUGGCCCACUUAGUAUCUGCAAAAGAGACGGACUAUUUUUUGCUUCGCCCGCUGGGCAACUACGUUGGAGAAGCAGGUCCGCGACCUGUCCGGAAGCCUUGGGCCGCUUCGUAACUGGAAAAAGUUGGAAAAAAAUGGCAAAAAUUUGCUUCAUAACGUGGGUGGAAGCAAUCGUCGGAUUUUGUCCAGGUCGCCCGGGCCACUUGAAAAAUGAAAAAAGAUGAAAAAUUGCGCAAAAGCGCACUCCCUCCGCAGGCUUCAAAACUGCCACCCAGGUGGGGGCGGCGAAAAUGCGCAGGUCGCCCGGGCCACUUGGAAACCAGAAAAAGAUGAAAAAUUGCGCAAAAGCGCAUUCCCUCCGCAGGCUUCAAAAUUGCCACCCAGGUGGGGGCGGCGAAAAUGUCCGGAGCCCUUCGGCCACCUAGAAACUUGAAAAAAAAGCAAAAAUAGGCGAAAGUCGAGAACCCUCGGCAGGCUUACAAAUUGGCCGCCAAGGGCGGUCCGGCGGGCGCGCGCUUGCGCCAUACCAUCGCGAUUGGGGAAAAAAAAUCGGACUAGAAGCAGGCGGAGGCAUGUCCCAAAGUCCGCAUUUGCUCUGGGUUGUGGGCACAAAUUCGGCACCUCCGCCGCGUCUGAAAUGCCCGAUUUUGGUUGCCCGGAAGGGUUUUCGGAUUUUCGGCUUUCAGCAUAUUUUCCGGGCCAGGUGGCCAGUUGAGUUUGUCAGGCAGGGGCUAGAAAGGAUGCCCCGCUGCCACAUAGCCGGAUUUCGCCUUCAAUGCUUAUCGCAGGAGCCUGAGGGCCGCCGCGGGCGACAGUAGUUGUCCGCGGCCCUUUAGGGCCGCGGGGAAGUGGUGGAGCCCGCGGCGGCCCGCAGGCUCCUGCGAUAAGCUUUGAAUGCGAAUCCGGAAGCCCCCGAUGACCCAGAUACCUUCCCGGCCAGGGGGCCAGUUUCUCAUGGAGGGGACUUGAAGAAGAAGGAGUGGGACUGUAAUCAAAAAUAAAUAGCGCCAAAGCGCGGCCCGCAGGGUCGCGCUUUCGCCGCGCGGCUGGUUAGGCUUUCGCGCUGGUUAGGUUUUCGCGCACGCAUUUGGUUACCAAUAUCGCCCUCCGGGCGCGACCUUCAUACUGAUUUCGAUGAAUGUACGGAGGAGCCCUAAGCAAAAAAUCAUUCAAAUCUCUGAAAACUUUUCGUGCCAGACUUCGAUUGGUAGAUCGAAAUCCACUAGUGAGCCCACCCUUUAGAUGCUGACAAGCACAUUUUUUCCUUCUCUUUCCAUACCGCACGACAUUCAAGUUCUCGCUUGUUCCCUUCUUGCCGAAGCCGCGAAUUCCUUCUGGCUGGGGCCGACCUUCGGCACCGGCAUUACCCCGAUAGCGGCGCAGCAGGGGGCCCCGAAUGCGAUGCUGUCCAACCCGAACAAUCCCAUGAACAACACUUCUGCCGCGACGUUCAAUUUCAUCGAGCCCCUCGAGCGGGCGAUCCAGAAGAACAUCAAAAUCAUCCAGUCGAAACAGCAGAAUUCCAUGCAGAAAGCCCAAGACAUGCUGCGGUGCUUCGUCCGGUGUCUGCGGCAGAUUUUCAAUUUUUCAAACGGCAACGAGCAAACCGUAACGCUGCGCGACGCGAACAAGAACUUUAUCGACUUUUUCGCGCGGCUGCAGCGGGACCCAAUUUUCCUGCAGUACUGGGAAAUUUGCGCCAAGGAGAACCAGGCGAACGGUGCGGCAUGAUGAGGGGUUUGGGAUGGAUGUUUUCGUACGUACCCGCUCUGAUUUUAUUUUCGAAGUGAAGGUAGAUUACUGAUACUGAUUACUGUUUACUAGAUAAGUACAUUGCAGGUCGAGGCACAUGAACCUAAAGCGAGUGGCUCGAUGGCAUGAGCAAGGGUACUUGGGUUGCUUUAUGUAAAACUUUUUGAAGGAGGACAGAGUUACGAGUAUUUCUCUACGUUUUGGUUGUAGCUUUUGCUUUACGUCAAGCUGCUCAAGCUGUAGUCUAGCAAACACGCUCUGCUAGUACUAGUCGCUCCGCUAGCUCAAGUCCAAGACAAGUAUUCGAAUUCAGCGUAAAAGAAAAGAUGUACGUAGGCGGAGGUUAUCUGACUGACGACCAUAAAGAGACCCUGGAAAUAACUGCAGUGCCCAGCAGAGAUGAAAGGUACGGAACAGCAGCACAAAAGUGUAUGCUCUCUAGAGCUGAUGGUUCUCAGGGACUUCGGGAAAGUAGCGAACCGAAAUGAAAGCGUCCUCGUGUUCUUACCUCUCGCGCGUUAGUGCGGCUGGUGAAGAUAGGCGUUCUCGAAACUUGUGGACAAAGUAAACAAAGG